Molecule: messenger RNA, 1547 nt
Organism: Pollicipes pollicipes
Lineage: Eukaryota; Metazoa; Arthropoda; Thecostraca; Pollicipedomorpha; Pollicipedidae
Product: sarcoplasmic calcium-binding protein
Exons: 6
Coding region: 184-990 (268 amino acids)
Molecular function (GO): calcium ion binding
Source: RefSeq, a predicted model, not a curated record
UGCGAGAGGUGCUGUGAGCGGCGUGGCGCGGUGGUGGCGGUGAGGCGAGUGGUGAGGAUUGGGUUUGAGGGAAUCGAAAGGCCUGUUUCGGCUCGGUUUUGUCACUUGGGAGUUUCUGGAGAAGAGUGGUCUUAUCCAGCUUAAUAGCGAAGUGUUGGGAGACCAGAAAGCCGUCCUUCCGAAAUGGCUAUCCCUCGCUUGGCGGCUAGGCUCCUAUGGACCCGAACCAGACAGAUCUCCGCGCUGCCGGCAGUAGCUGCGUUGCGAGUUCAGCGUCCGGUCACGUUUCCACAGGUGCUGUUCGCCCAGCAGCGCCACUGCUCGUCCGGCAAGAAGCCGCCCACGCCUCGAGGCCAGCCGUCCUCGUCCUCGUCGUCCUCGUCGUCCUCGUCGAGCGACUCGGACUCCUCUGAUGAGGAGGUGGACGGCAGGAAGCCCUAUGGGAAGCGGGGCUCGUCGGCGAUCUGGCAGAAGAAGAUGCGGACCUACCACCGGGUGAUGGACGUCAACAAGGACGGCACGGUCAGCUGGGACGACUUCCAGGACAUGGCGCGCAAGUUCGCCGAGCUGGGCCACCUGUCGGAGCAGCAGCAGGCCGAGUUCGUCGCGCAGCUUAAGUUUGUGUGGGAGAAUAACUGGGGCGCCUCGGGUGACCCGUACUGCUUUAUCACGGAGGAGGCGCUGCUCACAUCCAUGGAGCACGUGGUCAACACGCGCGACCUCAGCAAGAAGACGGACCAUUUCCUACCCUACCUGUUCAAGGCGGUCGACUACAAUGCCAGCGGCGACAUCUCCGUGGACGAGUACAAACUGCUCUUCAAGUGUCUGGGCUUGACAGAGGAGGACGCCGUCGUGUCGUUCAACUCGAUCGACGUCAACGGGGACGGCACCAUCACGCUGGACGAGUUCGUGGCGCACGGCAAAGACUUCUUCCUGACUGAGGACGAAACGCGGCCUUCUAAGUUCUUCUGGGGCCCGCUGACCCAGUAGCCGUCUGGCGGUGCGGUGCCGAACCCGAGGUUGCGACCGGCGCCGCCAGGGUCGCUCGUGGCAGGGAUUGUAGUGGAGCAGGUAUGGAGUGCUCGACUGCUUGUGACUUGCUGUAACUGCAGUCCGAUUGAGCAUCUUGUGAAGGCUGGGGCUGGUCACAGAUGUGGUGGAAACAAUGUUAUCCAACGGUUCAACCGUGCUCUGAUAUGCGAUAUGUUGGCGCUGGUAUGCUCACGUCGGUAUUGAUUUUCGGCUUACUGUCGCCACGUGGAUAAUCGGCCGGCCGGCUGGCUACGUUUUGGAAAUACCCGUGCCUUGUCGCACUUAAGUUGGCUUGGCAUUGCGUGAUCCAUGUGUGCCGACAGGCUCCCGGUGUUGCGUCAGACUGUCCGGCGAGCGUAUCCGUGAGCCAGUCGCUGAGGUGAGGGCGUUAGGCCGGCGGCCGUCCCCGCCGCGCUAAAGGGGGCCGCCGCCCAUGCUUCUUUGUACUGGCGUGGGCUGCCGUAGCACGGAUGGGGUGUGUCAGAGUGGGUGUAGAAAUAAAUAAUUUCGCAUAA